GAGAAAUGAAGAGCUGAAUCAGGCAUGGAGAUUUGGAAGAGAAUAUUGGUGUUUGAGAUGAUGCUGAUGAGCCUUGGAUUAAUGGGCUGUUUGGUUAAUGGAAUUGGCGGUGGUCUUCCGCAGAGAAGAUGUUGGUUCCCGGCGGUUUACAACUUCGGCGACUCCAAUUCCGACACCGGAGGACGCUCAGCCGCGCUGGGAGAGGUGCGUCCUCCCAACGGUGAAACAUUCUUCGGUAAACCUUCCGGCAGAUACUGUGACGGCCGUCUCGUCAUUGACUUCAUUGCUGAGAAUUUAGGUUUGCCGUACUUAAAUGCGUAUCUUGACUCCAUCGGCACCAGUUUCCGGCACGGCGCAAAUUUUGCAACCGCCGGUUCGUCCAUACUUCCCGGCGGCUACAGCCCAUUUUUCCUGGAUAUUCAAAUUUCUCAGUUCAUCCAAUUCAAGAAACGCACAAUUGAGCUCUAUAAUAAGCUUGCUGGCACAAAUCAAGUGUAUAAAGACGUUCUUCCGAGACCAGAAGAGUUCUCCAAGUCACUUUACACAUUCGACAUUGGACAGAACGACCUCUCCCAUGGUUUCCAGUACUCCAACGUAUCACAAACCCUCCAAUCCAUCCCAAAAAUUAUGGACAAAUUUUCCCAAGCUCUUUAUCAACUAUACGGAGAGGGUGCAAGGAACUUCUGGAUACACAAUACAGGUCCAAUAGGGUGCCUGCCAAUCAGCGUGGCGUACAACAAAGACAACCACAACAACGUAGACAAGAACGGCUGCGCGGCGACACAUAACCGGGUGGCGCAGGAGUUCAACAGGCAGCUCAAGGCCCGCGUUCUGCAGCUGCGUGCGCAGCUCCAACAAGCCGUCUUCACCGUCGUCGACAUGUACUCUGCUAAGUACGCCGUGGUUAGCAACGCCGGAAGCCAUGGUUUCCAAGACCCAUUCACUUUCUGCUGCUGUGGCAAGAAUAAGAAGAUGGCGAACGAGACGGUGUAUGGCGAUCCGUGUAGUGACCCCUCAAGGCAUAUUAGUUGGGAUGGCGUGCACUACUCCGAGGCGGCAAACCUAAUUCUCGCAAGAUCUAUUAUGUACGGUGGUUCAUUUUCUGACCCUCCACGUCCGGUUGCAGAGGCUUGUCGUUAGAUCGAGCUGAGUAUGCAAUUGCAAUGGCGGAUCGGAAUUAUUGAACCAGGAUUUAAUUUUAAACCGGGUCUAGCUAAUUAUUGGGAUUAUUCAAAAAGCUAAUUAUUGGGAUUUGGGAUGGCAUAUCUUCACUGAAUCACCGGUUUACCCCAUACCAUUUGAUUUGAUUAAGAAUGUUGUCCGCAAGGCCUUUACAUGUAAACUAGGGAAAUCUUUUUUUUUUUUUUUAAACACCAUAAUAGCUUUUAAAUUCGAGUUUUGGUUGGAUGUUAUAUUAUCCGUUAUAUAUAUAUAUAUAUAUAUUUUUAAAAA
Messenger RNA from Ipomoea nil (Japanese morning glory), 1452 nucleotides. Its product is annotated as GDSL esterase/lipase At5g14450-like. The transcript has 4 exons. NCBI's taxonomy places the organism in Eukaryota, Viridiplantae, Streptophyta, Magnoliopsida, Solanales, Convolvulaceae. The record is from RefSeq and is a predicted model, not a curated record. Gene Ontology annotation, molecular function: hydrolase activity, acting on ester bonds. Bases 25 to 1140 code for a protein of 371 amino acids.